AUGGCUAGCAAGCUUCCGAAUAUGAUGGAGGCCCUGGUAGGGGAUCGUUCAACUUUGGCUCGACUUGCAAACUAUGGCCUUGGCAAAUCAUCUGGCAAUGGAGUGAAGGUCAAAUCGAUUCCCAUUCCACUUAUAUCAGAGAACGAAGUCCUGGUCCGGGUAGCCUGCGUCGCACUCAACCCUACGGAUUUUAAACAUGUCGAUAUUCUUGCCCGCGAGGAGCUAUCAUCGGCUGCGAUUUUUCGGGGACUGUUGCGAAAGUUGGGUCUCAAGCAGCCAAAAAAUGGGCCGAUAGCUGGCAUGGUUCAUGGUGGAUUAUAUCCCGAUCGGGGAUCAUUUGCCCAAUUCCUCAAAACAAAUGGUGAUUUGGCUUGGAAAAUUCCGCCUGGGGUUAGCGAUGAAGAUGCGACUACAUUCGGUGUUUCGGCCAUUACCGCCAUGCUAGCCCUGAACACGCGAUUGGAUGUCCCUUGGCUCGCUGAGAAUGCAAAUCAAGGUCAAGGUCGGAAAGACACACCAAUCCUGAUAUAUUCAGGCGCAACUGCAGCCGGAAUUUAUUCCAUUCAGCUUGCUAAGCUAGCGGGCUUGAACGUUGUGGCAACUGCAUCGCCACGUUCCUUUGACCUGGUGAAAAGUUAUGGCGCAGAUGAGGUCUUCGAUUAUAGAGACCAGGCGGCUGUUGACCAGAUCAUUCGAGCAUAUCCCAGCCUCGAUCGGGCAAUGGACUGCUUCUCUGAAGGUAGUUCGACUGAGUUUUGCGCCAAAUGUGUUCGCAAAAACCAAGGAAAGGUGGUGACAUUACUUGACAGUGGAAAAACCACCAUGGACGGAGCGCAAAUCGAAUUCAUACUUGGAUACACUGUGUUUGGGUCAGAAUUUCAAUGGCUUCCCCCCUUCGGACCAAAAUUCCAGAAGAUACCCUCUGAUAAUGAAGCGCUACGUCGCUUCUACUCAACGUUGCCCGAUAUUGUUACGCAGCUAAGACCGCCGCCUUUGAAAAUCAUUGACCCAGGGCUAAAAAACUUGGCCACGGGACUAGAAAUGCUUCGCCAGGGGCAGGUAUCAGGAACCAAGUUAGUGGCGCGUCUGGAAUGA
This is a messenger RNA of Penicillium manginii, 1095 nucleotides long. Its product is annotated as zinc-binding alcohol dehydrogenase family protein. The record is from RefSeq and is a predicted model, not a curated record. Lineage: Eukaryota; Fungi; Ascomycota; Eurotiomycetes; Eurotiales; Aspergillaceae. The transcript has 2 exons. The coding region runs from base 1 to 1095 and encodes 364 amino acids. Gene Ontology annotation, molecular function: oxidoreductase activity, acting on NAD(P)H.